AUCUCACUCCUUUUUCAGUCAGCUACCAAAAUGCCGACCAAGAAAUCCAAGACCAGAAAGCUGAGGGGGCACGUGAGCCAUGGGCACGGCCGUGUCGGCAAACACAGGAAGCACCCAGGAGGACGAGGUAAUGCCGGUGGCAUGCAUCACCACAGGAUCAACUUCGACAAAUACCAUCCUGGUUACUUUGGUAAAGUCGGCAUGAGACGUUACCACCUGAAGAAAAAUACAGUCUACUGCCCAACCAUCAACCUGGACAAACUGUGGACGCUGGUCAGCGAGCAGACUAGGGUCAACUAUGCCAAGAAACUAGAUGGACCAGCCCCCAUCAUUGACGUUCUGCGUGCCGGCUACUUCAAGGUACUGGGCAAAGGCAAACUCCCCAAGCAGCCGUUCAUCGUGAAGGCCAAGUUCUUCAGCAGGAAGGCCGAAGAGAAGAUCAAGGAUGUCGGAGGAGCUUGUGUGCUCAUGGCGUGAGCUCUGGCUAUAAUUUUUUUAGAAUAAAUCAUUCAAAAGUAA
Messenger RNA from Scleropages formosus (Asian bonytongue), 519 nucleotides. RefSeq names its product 60S ribosomal protein L27a-like. Bases 31 to 477 code for a protein of 148 amino acids. Lineage: Eukaryota; Metazoa; Chordata; Actinopteri; Osteoglossiformes; Osteoglossidae. Gene Ontology annotation, cellular component: cytosolic large ribosomal subunit; ribosome. Gene Ontology annotation, biological process: translation. The transcript is spliced from 5 exons. The record is from RefSeq and is a predicted model, not a curated record. Gene Ontology annotation, molecular function: structural constituent of ribosome.